Messenger RNA from Octodon degus (degu), 2913 nucleotides. Its product is annotated as vomeronasal type-2 receptor 116-like. The record is from RefSeq and is a predicted model, not a curated record. Gene Ontology annotation, biological process: G protein-coupled receptor signaling pathway. The transcript is spliced from 8 exons. Gene Ontology annotation, molecular function: G protein-coupled receptor activity. Gene Ontology annotation, cellular component: membrane. The coding region runs from base 1 to 2913 and encodes 970 amino acids. NCBI's taxonomy places the organism in Eukaryota, Metazoa, Chordata, Mammalia, Rodentia, Octodontidae.
AUGAGGAAAGCUGUCAGUGCACCUGAGUUUUUGCCUGUCCAGGAAGGUCUUGACUCGCAUCCGCAGCACCAGCAGGAACAUGCAUGGGAAUUGGCAUUUUGUACAUGGCGGGUACAAGUGAGUGCCGCACCCCUGAAGGCAUGGCAGGCAGACCAAGGACAAGAGCUUCGUCUCCUCAAGCUGCAGCAGAAGAAGCCCCAGCAUGUCUUCUCUGCAACUUGCGAGUGUGUGGGUGGGAAGGAAAUAGUCAUCGUCUUCAGUGAUAUUGGUCAAAGAGAGGCCUCUUCCCAGGCUUUCUUCCAGUUGAUGUACCAAGGAGUGCAGAAGAGCAUUUCUAACCAAGCAUUCUCCUCUGUUGUGUUAUAUGUCCUUCCUUCUUCAGUGAGCACGAUUGACAAAGAAACCUGCAUUUCCCGAAGAAGCACCAGUGUGCGCAAGGAUGGAGACGUGGUGAUUGGGUGUUUCUUGUAUCUUUAUUUCUAUAUCUACUAUAGUGGUAUGAUUGAUAUACAGCCUUCUAGAGAAUUCCACUUCAUUCAGCUUACACCUAGCACUUACCAGAAUUACCUGGCCUUCAUUUUUGCAAUAGAUGAGAUCAACAGGAAUCCUCAUCUUUUACCCAACGUUUCUCUGGGCUAUGAGUUCCAUAAUUUCAUUAGUAGCCAUUGGAGGAUACUAGAGAAUUCCUUCAUUGUGCUCACAGGACAACAUGAGAUUCCUAAUUACAUUUGUAGGAGAGAGCACAAGUGUGUGGCAGCACUGACAGAAAUGUCAUGGGAAACCUCAGCUCAGAUUGGACCACUGCUGGAGCUCUACAGAUUUCCACAGGUUACCUUUGGCUCAUUUGAUCCUACACUGAUGGACAGUGGCCAGUAUCCUUCUUUCCAUCAGGUGGCCCCAAAGGACACAUAUUUGGCCUUUGCCAUGGUGUCCUUGAUGCUUCAUUUCCAGUGGACCUGGGUGGGCUUGCUCAUCACAGAGAGCCAUAAGGGUCUUCAGUUUCUCUCGGAUUUAAGAGCUGAGAUGGACAGGAACAGAAUCUGUGCAGCCUUUGUGAACAUGGUGUCAACUAUGGCUGUGUCUUAUCACCCAGCUGGAAAGAAAGAUGACAUCCUGACUGCAGAGAUGUCAUCUGCCAAUGUGGUGGUAAUUUACUGUGACACUGAUAGUGCAAAUGAUAUAAACUACAGCAUAGUGCAGAACUUAGUGACAUGGAAAGUCUGGGUGACAAACUCACGAUGGCAUGCUGACCUGGUUGGGAGAGAUUUCAUCAGUGACCCAUUUCAUGGGAUUCUUGCUUUUUCACACCAUCACGAAGAGAUUUCAGGUUUCAAAGAUUUUGUCCAGGAAGCUACCCCUCUCAAAUACCCGGAGGACACUUACCUUGUUAUGUAUUGGUCUGAGAAUUUUGAAUGCUCAUUCUCUGAGUCUGACUGUGCCUUGAAGAACUGUACCCCUAAUGCCUCUCUGGCUUGGUUGCCUGUGAAUAGGUUUGAAACAGCCAUGAGUGAUAGGAGCUACAAUAUAUACAAUGCUGUGUAUGCUGUGGCCCAUGCCCUCCAUGCCACACUUUUUGAAGAAGUACAAAGGCCACCAUUCAGAAAUACACAAGUGAUGAUGUUUCCCCCCUGGAAGCUGCAUCUCUUUCUGAAGAAUAUUCAGUUUUCCAAUCCUGUGGGGGACUUAGUGAAUUUGGAUGACAGACAGAAACUGGAUUCAGAGUAUGACAUUGUCAAUUUCUGGAAUUUUCCAGAAGGCCUUAGACUUAGGGUUAAAGUUGGCACAUUUUCUUCAAGAGCUCCACAUGGUCAUAAAAUGACUGUAUCUGAAGAUAUGAUCGAGUGGGCCACAGGAGAUACAGAGACUCCUCACUCAUUCUGCACAGAGAGUUGCAUUCCUGGCUUUAGGAAAAGUCCUCAGGAGGGAAAGGCUGCCUGCUGUUUUGAUUGCACCCCUUGUGUAGACAAGCAAAUAACCAAUGGCACAGAUAUGGAACAAUGUGUGAAGUGUCCUGAUGACCAAUAUGCUAACAGUCAGAGAAACCACUGCCUCGAAAAAUCUGUGACAUUUCUGACUUAUGAAGACCCCCUGGGGAAGGCUCUGGCUAGCACUGCUCUGAGUCUCACUGUCCUCACAGCUGCUGUCUUUGGGCUCUUUGUGAAGCACAGAGACACUCCCAUCGUCAAGGCCAACAACAGGGCUCUCAGCUACACCCUGCUCAUCUCCCUCACCUGCUGUUUCCUCUGUUCCUUGCUCUUCAUUGGCCGUCCCAACACAGCCUCCUGCAUCUUGCAGCAGACCACGUUUGCAGUUGUGUUCACUGUGGCUGUUUCCACUGUCUUGGCCAAAACCAUUACUGUGGUGCUGGCCUUUCAGGUCACUGCUCCAGGCAUAAGAAUGAGGCAAUUGCUGGUGUCAGGGGUACCAAACUCCAUCAUCCCCAUCUGCUCCCUGAUCCAACUCACUCUCUGUGGCAUCUGGAUGGGGACAAAUCCACCCUACAUUGACACAGAUGCUCACUCUGAACAUGAUCACAUCAUGAUCGUUUGCAACAAGGGCUCCUUCACCGCCUUCUACUGUGUCCUGGGAUACCUGGGCUCCCUGGCCCUGGUGAGCUUCACUGUGGCUUUCCUAGCCAGGAACCUGCCUGACACCUUCAAUGAAGCCAAGUUCCUGACGUUCAGUAUGCUGGUGUUCUGCAGCGUGUGGGUCACCUUCUUGCCCGUGUACCACAGCAGCAAGGGGAAGGCCAUGGUGGCCAUGGAGGCCUUCUCCAUUUUGGCCUCUAGUGCAGGGCUGCUCGGCUGCAUCUUUGUCCCUAAGUGCUAUAUCAUUUUGGCAAAACCAGAGAAAAUUUUUCUGACUGGGAUCAGAGACAAAACACAUUCUGUGAGAAAGAAGUCUUAUCACUGA